GUGUGUGUGUAUGUGCGUGUGUGCGCGCGCGCGUGGGUUCAGUGUUGGAGUUCCCUGGUCCAGCACAGGGGGUUACGCAAGGCCACAAAGGAAGGAGACUUCAGGGCCACUUCAUGUCAAGCGCAUAUGUCAUCUUCCUGCUAAGGUGACAGUGUUGAUGUUGUUGGAGAAAGGCAGCGGGAGAGAGUGAAGUUACCGAUUAUGCGCCAUAUUUUGACCACAAGCAGCUGGAAGAGAAGCCCCUCUGGCAAGCAGAAUGACAGAAGGUGUUGAUGUUCCACAGACCCCGAGGACCACACUAAGCAAUGGCUCCAUCACCCACCAGGCAAGAGCCAGUGCUGAUGCUAGCCAAAGCCCUGAGUCAUGGAGCAGGACUUCCUCUUUACAUCUUUCAGAUACGGGGCCAGGGCAGGGCGAGGAACACAGCUGUGAGCCUGAGGAUCAGGAUGAUCAGGAAGUAGAGUCCUCCAGCCUCCAUGAGGGGCUGCAGUGCCACACAGGAGUAGCAGGAGAGCGACACAGUGGACAUUUGGCACCUGAUGGAGGCUGGGGCUGGGCUGUACUGACAGCUACUAUCCUGGUCUUGGCACUCACACUCGCCUUCCCCUCCUGCAUUGGCAUCUUUUACACAGAUUUGCAAAAAGAGUUCGAAGCAAGCAACUCUGAAACAUCCUGGGUGCCAGCCAUCAUGACAGCAGUACUACAUGCAGGAGGCCCAAUAUGCAGCAUUCUCGUGGAGUGCUUCGGUUGUCGUGCAACAAUAAUGGUGGGUGGGAUCCUGAGUGGAAUUGGGAUGGUAGUCAGCUCUUUUGCUCAGACCAUGGCUGACCUGUACUUCGCCACCGGAGUCAUCACAGGAAUGGGAUUCUGCUUGUGCUUCCAGCCAUCAGUCACCAUGGUGGGCCAUUACUUUGUUCGCCGCCGUGCCUUUGCCAGUGCCCUCUCUUCCACAGGAACAGCGCUGGGUCUAAGCACUCUGCCUUUGCUGGCCAACUUUCUGCUGGGGCAGUUUGGCUGGCGAGGCAGCUUCCUGGUGCUCGGUGGAGUCGUGCUCAACUGCUGUGUGUGUGGGGCUGUCAUGAGGCCUCUGGGGGCCAAAAUGAAAGUGAAGGCAAUGCCAAUACAGUCAGUAAAUCCGGUGCUUAAAACCAAUGGUCUUCUUGCAGAGCAGGAGCAAAAGGGGCUGAAGGGGCGUCUACAGAGCUCCCUGUCAACCCUAGUGCCCUUCCUGUGUAGGCAUAUGGCUGUUGACCUGAUACGCACCCACCCACGCUUCCUUGCCUAUGCCUUGGGUGUGUCAUGGAUGAUGUUGGGCUUUUUAGUGCCACUGGUCUACCUGGUGCCGUAUGCCACUUCACAUGGGAUAGAGCAGGAGCGUGCUGCUCUGCUUAUGGCUGUCCUUGGUCUGGUCAAUGUGACAGUAAGACCGACGGCGGCGCUACUUUUCGGACUUAAGCGCUUCCGUGGAAGCCGCCACUUUGUCUAUGUGUUCGCCUGUGCCCUCUUGGUCAAUGGCCUGAGCAACUGUGUGUGUGGUGCAGUGACCAGUUUCCGUGCACUCCUGGCCUGUGUGCUGGUGUUCGCUACUUCCAUGAGUAUCGUGGGCUCUCUGCUCUACACUGUGUUGAUGGAGACAGUGGAGAUGAGUCGUUUUCAGUCGGCCCUGGGCCUCAUCAGCAUCAUGGAAAGCGUCAUGCUUCUUCUGGGCCCACCUCUAGCAGGAAUGUUGGCAGAUUUUACUGGGCAGUACAGCUACGCGUUCUUCUUCUGCAGUGUGUCUGUUUCCACCGCUGGCCUCUUUAUUAUGGUAUCUUUCUACUGGCUGGAUAGACAGAGUAAAAAGGAAGAGAAGAGGCCUUUCUCUGAACACACCCACAAUUUGAAGCCCAGUAUCAGUCCGGCUGCUGAUGUUGGAGGCAAACAAGUGCCUUUACAGAGGAGGAGAGUCCAAGACACUGAUACUGCCACUAAUGUUUAAAUGCUACAGUGUAAAAUGCAUUUCUGCAUACUACCACUAGUAUUUCAGACCAUACAAGAAUGUACACAGAUUUUCUCAUUUUUUAGUCAUGGAUACUGGGUUUCAUUUCCCAGUCAAGUAGCUCAGUGGUGAAGGUUUAUAUUUGCACAUAAUGGUAUUGACAUAUUGACUGUCUAAUUAAAAAAAUUGAAUUGAAUUUAAUUUAUAAAGGUUUUCUAUGUUCUACCAAACAACAAUGGCAACCGAGUGAAUGUUGUUCUCUUGCUAUAGAUAAUUUUGUAUUUUUGAAAAUAUGUACAAAAUCAUUUCACUUAGAUAUUAUGGAAGAAAUGUUUCUAUCUGAAUAGCCUAGCUGCCUAAGGUCAGUCGUGAUAUGGUUGUAGGUCAUGCCCAGUGAAGGAUGUUUACUCUGCUAAUAUAUGGGCAUAAUUAUAGAAUUAUUGACACUGUGAAAAACCAUGAUAGCCUUGUUCAAACUAAUUUUUAAUUAUGAAUUUAUUUCAGUUGUUUUAAUUUUAAAAACUUAAAGCCUUAAACAUAUUUAUAUAUGUGAUCUUUUAUUCAAAUAAAGAGAUAUAUUUCAA
Pangasianodon hypophthalmus (striped catfish) is the source of this 2562-nucleotide messenger RNA. RefSeq names its product solute carrier family 16 member 5b (gene slc16a5b). NCBI's taxonomy places the organism in Eukaryota, Metazoa, Chordata, Actinopteri, Siluriformes, Pangasiidae. Gene Ontology annotation, biological process: transmembrane transport; monocarboxylic acid transport. The transcript has 5 exons. Bases 257 to 1978 code for a protein of 573 amino acids. Gene Ontology annotation, molecular function: monocarboxylic acid transmembrane transporter activity. The record is from RefSeq and is a predicted model, not a curated record.